CUGAAAAUGUCCAACAACAGGCUCCUCGGGCAGAUCCAGCGGCCUCCUCAACCCCCGGCGCCGAUCCUGGGCGCGGUGCACCUGGACGACUGUCCGCGGCAGCCCCUCAUCCCCGUCUACCUGGUGGUGGUGGGCGCCUUCGGCCUGGCCCUGGGCGUGCUGGCCUGCCUGCCCUGCGCCCGCCAGCCCGAGGACGGCGGGCCGGCCAACCCGCUGGCCCGCGUCUGCGCCGCCUGGAACUCGCUGACCAGCUUCUUCCUCUUCUGCUGGUUCAUCACCGGUAACGUGUGGAUUUACUCCAUCUACGAGCCCAACUACAACAAAAACACGACCAGCGUGGACCCGUUCUGUGACCGGACGCUCUACCAGUUUGCCUUCUGGACCACCACGCUGGUCUACAUCCUGCUGGGUUUGUUCCUGCUGGGGGGCUUCUGCGUCCUGCUCUGCUUCUGCCUGUGCGGCCGGGCCGACCCCGACCACGAGAUCUGA
Messenger RNA from Menidia menidia (Atlantic silverside), 489 nucleotides. The record is from the annotation of a GenBank genome assembly. NCBI's taxonomy places the organism in Eukaryota, Metazoa, Chordata, Actinopteri, Atheriniformes, Atherinopsidae.